UUUCUUAUUGUGUACUACUGAUGAAAUUCACUGCGAACAAGUGGUGGUAAAGGUCAGAAUGACUCUUUCUCUUCCCCUCAUCUUUCUGCUCAUGAUUUCUGGAGUUUUUGGACAAAACUGGACUGUGAGUUAUGAGGUUAAAUCAAUAUGUGCUCUUAAAGGAUCCACAGUAAAUAUGUCAUGCUCGUAUACAUACCCUCAGCAGUAUAAACUGAGUGAUACAUUUUGGAUAAUGUGUGAGAAACAGAACAAAACAGAAGAUAUCAAAAGUUUAACAGAAUACCCCGAGUAUAAAGACAGGGUUGAAUACACUGAAGACAGAGAAAACAAAACUGCCAUUCUUAGACUGCACAACAUCACUGAAAACGAUGAAAGAGCAUAUUGUUUCAGAAUACUAACUGAAACAGAUUUACAAAGAUGGAUUGGUCGAGUGGGAAUUCUGCUGAAUGUUUCAGCUCUUCAGGUAAAGGCACCACAGCUGGUGCUGAAGAAACAAACAGUCAAUCUGACCUGUGAAACGACAUGUAAUCUGACAGACGGAUUCAUCUGGUACAAAAAUGGACAGGCUUUAAACAUCCACAAAGAAACACUCCAGUUUCUGUCAGAGCGCAGUGAUUCUGGCAGUUAUAGCUGCGUCGUCAGAGGACAUGAACAUCUGCCCUCUCCUGCUGUCAACAUCACUGUCAUGUAUCCUCCAGAAAACACCUUAGUGUCCAUCAGUCCAUCUGGUGAAAUAGUGGAGGGAGAUUCAGUGACUCUGAUCUGCAGCAGUGAUUCAAACCCUCCUGCUCUGAACUUCAGCUGGUUUAAGGAGAAUCAAAACUCAACUACUGAAUCUGGACAGAGUUUCAGCAUCUCCAGCAUUAACUCCAGUCACAGUGGACUCUACUAUUGUGAGGCUCAGAAUGAAUAUGGAUCUCAGAGAUCAGCAUCUGUUUCAGUCACUGUUAAAGGUGUUUCAAAUAGCUUGUUUAUCAUUGCUGUCUGUGUCACUGCUGCAGUUGUAGCUGGAUUUGGGCUUUUGUUUCUCAUCAUCAUCAUUGUGCACAAAAGGAGUAAGAGAAGAAAUAAUGACUCUAAGGACACUGAGCAAAAGAAGGUGGGUAAUGAAUCAUUAAAAUUCACUUGA
Labeo rohita (rohu) is the source of this 1129-nucleotide messenger RNA. RefSeq names its product B-cell receptor CD22-like. The record is from RefSeq and is a predicted model, not a curated record. The transcript is spliced from 7 exons. Lineage: Eukaryota; Metazoa; Chordata; Actinopteri; Cypriniformes; Cyprinidae. Bases 59 to 1129 code for a protein of 356 amino acids.